Scomber scombrus (Atlantic mackerel) is the source of this 3769-nucleotide messenger RNA. RefSeq names its product E2F transcription factor 8 (gene e2f8). Gene Ontology annotation, molecular function: DNA-binding transcription factor activity, RNA polymerase II-specific; RNA polymerase II cis-regulatory region sequence-specific DNA binding. Bases 176 to 2977 code for a protein of 933 amino acids. NCBI's taxonomy places the organism in Eukaryota, Metazoa, Chordata, Actinopteri, Scombriformes, Scombridae. The transcript is spliced from 14 exons. Gene Ontology annotation, biological process: regulation of transcription by RNA polymerase II. The record is from RefSeq and is a predicted model, not a curated record. Gene Ontology annotation, cellular component: RNA polymerase II transcription regulator complex.
UUGUACAGUUUCCCCUUUUUGGAAAACAUAUUUAUUUGGCGUGCCUGUGCGUAAAGGUGCAUGAAAUCCACAUUUUUAAACCAUUAGACGGAUCUAUUUUUUUUUUUGGAGGUAACUGGGUAUCCACAACACGUUACCGCGAAGAUGGGACUUGUUUGGCUGAUUUGAGUGGAAAAUGUCAAGAGCAGCGUUUGAAACUCAAAACUUGGCCCAGAAAUCCAAUUUCCAGGAUGGUGGUUUUGUAGCACCUCAGGUUCCAGGAAAUACCCCAGAGAAAUUAACUGGCCCCUGCGUGUUAUCAGCUGAGAGCCAGCAGCCAGCCAUGGGUCCCCUCACUACGCCUAAAAAAGGAAGGGAAGUAGGCUCGGUGGAUCCCUGGACGCCGACCUCCAAUCUUAAAAUGCUCAUCAGUGCUGCUAGUCCCGACAUCAGGAACAGAGAGAAGGAGCUGUGCAUGGAUCCGGACGGACGGGACGGUCUGGACUCUACGCAGGACAAUGAAAAUGGAGAGGAAUGUGAGAAAAUGAUCAGCAGAAAAGAGAAGAGUCUGGGUUUACUCUGUCAUAAAUUCCUCGCCCGCUACCCAGAUUACCCGGACCCUUCCGUCAACAACGACAUCUGCCUGGAUGAUGUGGCCACUGAGCUCAACGUCGAGCGCCGCCGCAUCUAUGACAUCAUGAACGUGCUUGAGAGCCUCCACAUGGUGAGCCGCUCGGCGAAGAACCGCUACACGUGGCACGGCCGCACCAAACUGGCUCAGACUCUGGCCAUUUUGAAGCAGGUGGGCGAGGAGCACCGGUACGGCCAGCAGAUGCAGCAGAUCCGCCACCGACUCCUGGACAAGGAGUUCGACUUCGACGGUGGGGAGGAGAAGGAGAACGAGGAGGUGGUGGUGGACCUGGAGAGCAGGGAACAGGGACAAAGGGAGCUUUUCUUUGUGGAGCUGCCAGGAGUAGAGUUCAAAGGAGCCUCCGUCAACAGCCGGAAGGACAAAUCUCUGCGGGUGAUGAGCCAGAAGUUCGUCAUGCUCUUCCUCGUGUCUAAUCCUCGCGUGGUCAGUCUGGACAUAGCCGCCAAAAUCCUGAUCGGGGAGGACCAGGUUGCAGAUCAAGACAAGAACAAAUUCAAGACCAAAGUGCGGCGGCUGUACGAUAUAGCGAACGUGCUGCGGAGCCUGAAACUGAUCGAGAAAGUCCACGUGACGGAAGAGAGGGGGAGGAAACCGGCGUUUGAAUGGGUCGGCCCCGACAAAUUCCCCAAAGUCAAAGACUUGGAGAGCUCCACAUCCAAGUCUCUACCCAAGAAGACGAGCGUGCUGGAGUCGCGUACCUCCGUAGACAACUGUGCCAAAAAACUUUUUCCGUCAUCGGGGGGUAAACGCGGCUUCACCCGACACCCCUCCCUCAUAAAGCUGGCCAAGAGCAUUCAGGACGACCGGCGCAAGAUCAACUCCGCACCCAGCAGUCCCGUCAAGAGUUCCUUCAAUGACUCAUCAAAUGCUGACUUCCCCAACAAGAUGGCCCAACUUGCUGCUAUUUGUAAGAUCGAACUUGACCAGGAGUCAGCGACCGGAGAUGAAGAUCCACUUCCUGCUCCAUCUGAACCGGACGCAGCUGCUGAGCGGCUCGAGUCGACCGCCUCAAUCUCAAUGGAACCACCUCAGACACCAGUCAACACUACUGUCCACCUCACGCCUCAGGCCCAGCUGCAGGCCCAGCCUCCUCCAGGCACCGUCGCCUACAUCCCCGCACAGUGUUCCCCUCUGAUCCCCGUUACCCUGUUACCUCAGCAGCAGGGGAACGGUUCCUACGCCGUGUUUUUGCACUCUUCCUCCCUCAUGCCGAACCAUCGGGCCAGGCCGCAGCCCACCAGCCUCGCCGUGCGCUCCAUGACCUUCGAGGAUAAGACCGGCCGCAGCCCGACGGCCCAGCCGAACGCAAUGAGCCAGCCGGCAUCCAGAGCGCCCGACGUCAGCCCCCUGGUGCUCAAACGGCUGUGUCCCGACUCAGCUUCAGAAAGCAGCCCCUCCAAAACCAAGAGGACUGACUCCAACUUCAAGGACGCUUCUCCAAAGCUGUGUGAGAUCCUGCAGGCUCGCCUGAAAGCCCGACGCGGCGGUCAGCUCUCCAGCCGGCCCUCGUCUCGCGCCCUCCACCUGGACCCCGAGUUCGUCAACACCCCCGGCGGCGUGGUCGUAGCCCACCAGACACUGGAGCAGAGCUUGGAGACCUUCCUGGACAGGGAGGACAGGAUGGCCAACUCUGACAGCGAGGCGGGACUGACGCCGCUCAGAGAGAUCCCACUGACCCCCGGACAGAUCCACACAGAGACGUUAGUGCCAGCAGGAUACCUGAUCCCAAUCUCCCAGCAGUCCCUCAUCGGCUUUAAGGAAUUUCAAAGUUCAGGCGGAGAAAGCAACAAGAACUCAACUCCCACUUACAACAUCUUCCAAACACCAACUGCAGGCUCCAGACCUCCCCCAGCCCAGGAGAUUACACCCACCAGCAUUCGCCUUCACAAACCCCUCGCUGCCGCCACCGCCUCGCCCCACGCCCCCCCGCAGGCCCACCACCUCCACAGCCCCAGCCCCGCCAUCCUCAACUUCACCCUGCAGAACCUGGGCCUGAUCUCCAGCCCCAGUCCCGUAGCCGCUUUCGCCACCCCUCAGACUCCAGAGCGGAGCAACACGCUGCCAAGCCCGCUGAGCCUGCAGCAGAGAAGCAUGGUGUUCAUCAAACCGCUGUCACCGGUGCCGCUCCAGCAGUCUGGGCCCCCGCAACCAAUGGCCCUCAUCAGCUUACAACAGCCUCUGAUGACCACCCCCAAAGGGACGGCGCUCCCCCAGCACAGCUUCUUCCACACGCCGGUCCCCCUGUCGCCUCUCGCUGCCGUGGUAACCAGCGGAGGACACCCACCAACCACCAAAACUGUUUACAUCCCUCAGAGGAGGCUGGACGUCGCCACUGAGGAAUCCUGAGAGCCUUGAAGGAACCCGACUGAUGUCUGUGUACAUAAUGUGAUGUGUGUGUGUAUGUAUGUGUAUGUAUGGGUGUCGUAUGUGGGUGGGUGUCACGUGUUUUAGGGGGGUUUUUUUAUUUUAUUUUUUUCAUUACCUCUGAACAUUUCGCAGCGGUCUCACUGCCGUCGUUCUUAUCACGACCUCGGUCUAAAAAUAGCUGCCAUGCAGGCUGGAGCCGUGGCGGAGUGGACUCACAGAAAUUAGGUGUCAAACAAAGUUCACCAGAUACUCACGAACACUAUUGUCAUGCUCAAAGUGAUGCUGGUCAAAGCAUUUCCCCGUAGCUUAUUUUAUAUCAUCAUUAUUAUUAUUAUUAUUAUUAUUAUUAUUAGAUUUCCAGAAAACAAAACAAAACAGCUCUUUUUUUCGACAGGUUUUUUUAUCUUUUUAAAUUUUAUUUGAGUUAUAUCUGCUAAUGUGAAAUGCUGUUUUAUUCUCCAAAUGACCAAGAUAAAUAACCGUCACAUUAAUGCUGUAAAGAACGAUACAUCCGAGUCAGAUGGGCGUUUUUUUGUGUGACUGAAAGUCAAGUUUGAUUGGGAAGAAAUUGCCAACUGAUAAUUUUUGUCUUUAAAUUAAAAAAAAACUAAUGAGAUGACUUUUGCACAAUAUGUUCAUGUCAGCUGUUACCCCCUUUAAAAAAUGGAAAUGUUGAAAAUAUGUGAAUACUUGUGAUCUAAGCCUAAUCAGACAUUUGAUGACUAUAAUUUAUAUAAGGAGAGUAUGUUUGUUUUCUGAUGUCCUGCUUAA